UAUACUUUCUAUAAUAUCCUUAAGCAUUUGAUAUUUUGGUUGGUCUAGAGUUUUUGAAUAUAUGUAAAUAUUUUUGAAUUUUACACCGUUUUCAGCGACUAGUAAAGAAAAUAAAACAUUAGUUUUACCACAGCCCGACGGCCCCGCAAUAAUCGCUCUAAUAGAGUUUGGAAAUAAAGUGCCGUGUCGGGGAGGUUUAUUGUCAUUAUUUUCAGUAUCUGCGUUUAUCACGGGGAGUUUAACACUUUGCUGUAUAAACUUCAUGUUUUCCACUAUAAAUAGUUUAUCAGGACAGUAAACUGAUCAAAUGAUGUCACGUCACGGUCGCAACAAGUCUAAAAGUGGUGUCGGUCUAUUCAAUACGCUCUUAAAUAAAUUACCUAUAGAAUUACACCUCAAAGGUUAUAAUUACUGUGGUCCAGGCACCCGGUUAAAAGAACGUUUAGCAAGGGGCAACGUGGGGGUAAACAAACUCGACGAACUCUGCAAAUCUCACGACAUUUUUUACGAUAAACAUUAUUCGGCUGCAGAAAGACAUAAAGCAGACGAAGUAUUAGAACACGGGGCUUGGGACAUUGUUAAAUCAAAGGACUCUGGAUUUAAAGAACGGGCUGCAGCAUACCUAGUUACCAACGCCAUGAAAGCAAAACGUAAAAUCGGAAUGGGAUGUGGUUUUAAAACUAUAGUUUCUGAAGCGAAAAAGGCUAUUAAGAAACGUAAAAAGACAGCCGGUAAAGAUAUUACAAAAUUAAUAAAAAUUGCGUUGACCGCUGCUCGCAAAAAAACUCGUCGUGGUAGCAUUUCCCCCACACCACGUGUAGAAAUUAUAUUAUAUUAA
Molecule: messenger RNA, 838 nt
Organism: Daktulosphaira vitifoliae (grape phylloxera)
Lineage: Eukaryota; Metazoa; Arthropoda; Insecta; Hemiptera; Phylloxeridae
Exons: 1
Coding region: 308-838 (176 amino acids)
Biological process (GO): phospholipid metabolic process; arachidonate secretion
Molecular function (GO): structural molecule activity; A2-type glycerophospholipase activity
Source: RefSeq, a predicted model, not a curated record